CGUCCUGGCUCCGCCCCGUCCUGGCUCCGCCCCGCGGAAGGGCCGCGGCCCCACAUCCGUGUCCGGGGGCGCGCAUGGGCGGAGCCAGCUCGGGCCGUCGUGCCGGGGAUUUCCCAUCGCGCUCCUGCGGCCCGCCGUGUGCCAUGACAACCAUCGGCGAUCUCCCCGAGGACGUGCUGGUGGAGCUGCUGUCGCUGCUGCCCGCCCGGGACCUGCUCUGCACCUGCCGCCUGGUGUGCUCGCAGUGGCGCUACGUGGUGGACCUGACCACCCUGUGGAAGCGCAAGUGCCAGCGCGAUGGGUUUUAUCGCCAGAGCUUGGACAGAAGCAUCUCCGACUGGAGGAUCUUCUAUAUGCUCUGCCACUUGAAGAGAAACUUAAUCAAAAACCCGUGCGCUGAAGAGAACUUCCAGCACUGGACACUUGAUGCUAAUGAAGGAGAUAAGUGGAAAAUUGAGGAUCUGCCUGGAGCUCAUGGAAAUGUUUUGUUAGACCCCAAAGUACACAAAUACUUUGUCAGUUCAUAUGGGCCAUGCUUCAAGUCUCAACUCAUUACCCUGAAGAAAGAAGGCUACUGGAAUCAGCUGAUGGAUGAGAAACGGCCUGAAAUUACAGUCAAGGACUGGUACGCUGCCAGGGCUGACUGCGGGUGCCGCUACGAGCUCAGGGUGAAGCUGCUCUCCAAAGAUUACAUCGUCCUGGAGGAGUUCCACCCUCAACCAGUGGUGAUUGAGCAGUGGAAUGAUGCCAAGUGGAGAGAGAUUUCUCACACCUUCCAGAAUUACCCAGCAGGGGUUCGUCACAUCUGGUUUCAGCAUGGAGGCCACGACACCCAGUACUGGGCAGGAUGGUAUGGGAUCCGUGUCACCAACAGCAGCAUCACCAUCGGGCCCCACACCUCCUUGUGAGGCAGUGCAAGGGUUUGCUUUACCUCAGGACUGGAACCAAACAGCUUCAGGUGCACUAUUUGCCUGUACUCUCUGCGUGUGUCCUAGCUUUGUUUGCAGCUCUUGUUCACAGCAGAACUUCUGCAGGCCCAGCCCUUU
Prinia subflava (tawny-flanked prinia) is the source of this 1046-nucleotide messenger RNA. Its product is annotated as F-box only protein 6-like. NCBI's taxonomy places the organism in Eukaryota, Metazoa, Chordata, Aves, Passeriformes, Cisticolidae. The record is from RefSeq and is a predicted model, not a curated record. Gene Ontology annotation, cellular component: cytoplasm; SCF ubiquitin ligase complex. The transcript has 6 exons. Gene Ontology annotation, biological process: glycoprotein catabolic process; SCF-dependent proteasomal ubiquitin-dependent protein catabolic process. Gene Ontology annotation, molecular function: ubiquitin protein ligase activity; protein binding. Bases 75 to 908 code for a protein of 277 amino acids.